UUUCGGCCGAUUUUGGUCGUUUUCGGUCGUUUUUGGCCGAUUUUGGUCGUUUUCGGCCGUUUUCGGCCGUUUUUGGUCGUUUUUGGGCCGUCGUCGUCUUCGUUGUUUUUAGGCGUCUGAACACUUCAAAAGGCGCUCGUUUGGCUGCUCUCGAUCGCCUUUGCAGAACUCGGAGCCGCUACAUGCAUCGGAGAGCAGCCCGGACUGGAGGAGGAGUUGGUGGGCACAUGGACACAGAGCCACGGCCAUGGCAUCAGACACCACGAAAGCCCUGCAGGGAGCCUCAAUCCUUGCCACCUACAAUGUCCUCUUACAGGUGUCCUUCCGUGUCAUCACAUUCGUGCUUAACGCUUUCAUCCUGCGACACCUCUCCAAGGAGGUGCUGGGGGUCGUCAAUGUCAGGCUCACCCUGCUCUACUCCACCACCGUGUUCCUGGCGAGGGAGGCGUUCCGGCGUGCCUGCCUGAGCCGGGCAUCUACCGCCGACUGGCGUCGCGUCAUCAACCUCCUGUGGAUGACGGUGCCGCUGGGGGCGGUAUGCGCCGGAGCGCUGGGCUACGUGUGGACCAGAUGGCUGGAGGCCCCGGACGCGGAGCACGUGCCCGCCUACCCGGCCGCCGUGUGGGUGUUUGCGGUCUCGGCCGUUGUGGAGCUACUGUCAGAGCCGUUCUGGGUGCUCGCCCAGGCGCACAUGUUCGUGCGACUACGGGUGUCUGCGGAGAGCCUGGCGUUGGGCAGCAGGAGCAUCCUCACCGUGGCGUUGGUGUUCCUCAGGCCGGACUGGGGCCUCUGGGUUUUUGCUUUUUCACAGCUGACGUAUGCAGUUGUCCUGUCCUUCUGCUACUACCGCUACUUCACCCGCUACAUCGGCUCUACAGCUGCCAAGGAUAGCCACUUUCCCAUCACCUCUGUCCGCCAGAUGUUCUUCACUUGGGGCACUCAGCCAUUUGAUUGGGCGAUCGUCUCUUUGACUCGGAGCUUCAUGAUGCAGUCCUUCCUGAAGCAACUUCUCACUGAAGGGGAGAAAUACAUCAUGACUUUCUUCAAUGUCCUCAACUUUGGAGAUCAAGGCAUCUACGACGUGGUGAACAACCUGGGCUCCAUGGUGCCGCGCUUUAUCUUCAUGCCCAUUGAGGACAGCUUCUACGUCUUCUUCGCUCGCUCGCUCAGCCGUGGAAAGAUUGCCAUGGAGCAGAACGAGGAUGACAUCGCCAUCGUGGCCAAGGUGCUGCAGUCGCUGCUCAAGCUGGUGCUGCUCAUCGGAGUCACCGUCCUCACGUUUGGCUUCUCAUACUCGUACCUGGCGCUCGACUUGUACGGGGGGUCGCUGCUCAGCUCCAGCGGCGGGCCGGUGUUACUGCGCUGGUACUCCGCUUACGUGCUGUUCUUGGCGCUGAAUGGCAUCACAGAGUGCUUCGUGUUUGCUGCCAUGAAGCAGAGCGAAGUGGACAGGUACAACAUGAAGCUCCUGGUCCUCUCGGUGGUGUUCCUGGUGCUGUCGUACGCGCUGACGCGAGCAUUCGGCUCCGUGGGCUUCGUCCUCGCUAACUGUCUCAACAUGGCCCUGCGCCUGGCCUCCAGCCUGAACUUCAUCGUCGCCUACUUCCGCGGCACGCCGCACGAGCCGCUCGCCGCGCUGCGCCCCAACCUCGUCCUCGCGUUCACAUUCUUCUGCAGUUGGGUCAUCACCGCCACCUCCGAGUGGGUGCUGUGCUGUGACCACGGCAAGGCUCCACGCCUGCUUCAUGUCACCCUGGGAGCCGCGUGCCUGUCGGCCGUCGUCAUCGUGACUCGCCGCACCGAACGCGAGCUCGUCUCGUUUGUAUGGCAUCAGUUCCUACCCGAGUUUUUCAAAAAGAAGCAGAGCUGACUCUCAGCCACCAUCUCUCUCGCACAUAUAUGGAGUUUUAUAUUUGGAGUUUGCUUGGCUUUCUCACCAUGGUCGCGUGGCUUUUUCUCCGGAUCCUCCAGUUUUUCCCUCCAGAUUUGGAAUCAACAUGCAUUUAGAGUAUUUGGCUGCUAUACAUUUCCAUGUGAUAAGCCACUUCAUUGAGCUAUCAUUUGUGGCCAGGACGCUUCCGAAAAAGAGCUGCAUAGCUAAUUGGGCCUUACCUGGUAAAAUAAACAUAGUUAAUAGUCAGUCUCCCACGUCGAUCUUCAGGGCCCGGUUACAAGAAAUUAAAUGGAUUUCCCUUUUCAAUUCCCAUCUGUUUUGCAACUUGAUGCCCUGGACCUCUUUGUGCCUGUGGGCCCCAGUUCUAGUUGCACUGGCUGCACACGCAGUAGCUAUAAAAUGCUAGCUCCAGUUUAGCAAUUUGGGGGAAAUACAGUUGAACCCGAGCAAGCAACAAAGCGUUCACAAUGUCAAAGGUGAGACGUGAUUGAGAUUCGUCAUUGCUUUUGCAAGUGAGACCAUGUGGCACUGGUUAAAUAUGAUGGGGUUCUUGGUGUUUUUCUUUUUAUUCAAAUUCACCCUUGGCCACUGGCACACCGUGGCCUAUUGCAGCAUGUUCUUGUGACCUCUUUAAAGACCCAGUUACUGUGCAAGCCAUCCACUGCUGCUGACAUUGUGAACCCGGUUUGCAGUUGCCGUGUUACUUUACUGCCACGUAUUUUUUCCGAACGUUAACAUUUUUAAAACUGGUCGCCAGAACAGGCUGCCUUUUGUUAAUGUAAGCUUUCUGUUAGAAUACUUUCAGGCUGUGGUGGCAUUGUUGCUUUGUGCAUUAUUUUGCGAUGCUCUGCACACAUUUUACCAGCUCAUGGCAGGUGAAGGUGUGGGCCUGCAUUGAAACGCAUUUAGGCAGUGCCAAUUCGUCUGCCUAUCGAGUGGGGUUGUUAAAUAGCAUUUUUUUUGUUGCAUGACCGGUAACCGUAUGAACAAAAAUACGGUUACCUGCUUGCGCUGCACAAAUAAAAAUGCCUCGCAAAUAAACUGAACGUGUCCACCUUUUUAACUGAGAAAUGUAAGGAGCUGCCAGAGUAGUUGUAACAAUUGAGUAACCCCCCCCCCCCUGCUGCCUCUGUCCAUCCAACAGUAUAAAUGGAUUCACCACAGUUGAUUGGCCGGUCACUUGUGGUGUGGGUAAAGUGUAGGUACACACAACUCUUCCAAGACGUCUGGUUAGCAUGCAAGAUGAGACCACAUACACCUCGCGUGCACAAGCGAGAGCAAUCGCAAUUGUUGCUUAGGCCACGAUGCCAUUUGUACAUUCACUUGUGUGCCAGUCAGUGCAUUCGCUCCUCACAUUAUUUUGGAAGCGGUUACCAUUUGCCAACUUUCAGAACCGCUAAUCGAUUCAGUUCUUACUGGCUUUCGUUUAACAACCCAACCUAAAGAGGCAUUAAAACGCAUGUUUAUUAAAACAGCUCUGGGUGCAAUUGUGGCAUUAGAGUAGCAAGGCUAAACUGUACUGAAGAUCCCUAAAAAGGGUGAAACCGUUUUGCAGAUGCCGUGUUACUUAGCUACCACCAGAAUUUUAAAGACCAAAAUUUUCUACCACUGAUGGUCCACUGGCUCGGUUGGACUGCUGUGCACUCGUAGCAGUGUUCUCUAGUGAGCUCACAAGGCAUUGUUGGGGGCUUUCCCAUAAUGCAGUACAGCCUAACUAUGGCCACAGUUCUAACUUUUGUGUCAAUUGGUGGUUUAAAACAAUGCUGUGUGCUUUACACACACAACUCUUGUUUAAUGCCACCUGGAAUGCAACGCACUAUUCAUCCUAUGGCCCAGUUGCGCUAUUUACUGACUAAAUUACUUUUUGCAUGAAUACUCUUGUAUUUUCCCGCCUCCAAACACUUUUCUGUCUAAUAAGUUUCUUGUCAUCGACAGAAAGCGCUAGAAUUUGUUUAAUUAUUUUGCUGUGUUUGUGUGUGCUAUGCAAUGAUCUAGUCUUUGCAGUACUACUUUUGAUUAAUUCACAUAUUUAAACAAGUCAAACUCAUUCCACAGUGAUUACUUCACAGCUUUCAAUCGGCAUUUUGUUUUGUUUAUUGUGAUUUAUUUUUUUGCGGUGAGAGCAGCAGUUACAGCGUCCCAGUUUAAACACACACGCAGGGAAGCCAAGGUGGUGGGCGUGUAAAGUGAUGAACGUACAAUAAUAACACCAAACACUUUCAUCCGUUGUCACCGACGUCUUCAAAAUGCAAAUCGAGAGAAGAUUUUGCGCCAGCGCAUAAAAAUGCACCUUGCAUCACGUGCACACAAAAUAAACGCCAUACUGUUUUCACCCCCUCGAUUAAAGUGCCCGUUUGCAAUCAUGGUUGAGGAAGCAAACGUUGAUUUCUUUAAAACGUACUAAGGUUUUAUUAAUUUUUCAUAUUUUUACACCUUGUUCUCGUUUCGCUGUACAACACACCCUCCAUUGUUCCAAAGUCUCCCUUGCAAGAAUAAUGUCUCAUUGGGCUCUCACCUGCGCGGAAUAAAGCAAAUAUAUGUACAGUUGUGUGAAAAUAGUUUGUUGAGUAGCGAUUGAUUAUGGGAGUGUGUAGAGUUGCUUGAUGGCGGAUCGGGGGCUUGUGGGAUUGUUUGACGAGUGCAGGUCUUGAUAGCCACCCGUUUUAUAUCGAAUAAUUAAAUGUAUACACCUUACAUUUAUUUGCAACUUGAUAUUGAAGGACAAAUCUAUUUGUAUUAAAUAUUUCUCAUGAAAUGAAAAUAGCAUGAAAAGAAAAUUGUGGCCAAGUGACUUUGUGAUCAGAGUUCCAAUCGGCGCAGCCACCCAUGAUUAUAAACCCACUUCUCGGCUGAAGUGAGUAAAUGGCCUUGGCAUAUCCAGAAACGACUGCUUGAUUUGGCAAAAUUCAACUCUGCAAUGCGAUGGACAUCUCUCUCUCUCUCUAUAGCAGGGGGCGAGGGUGAGUACAGCGCCCCUCGUGUGAAGUCCCUUGAAGUUCUGUGAUAUAAACUUCUCCACGGGCUAUCCUAUCUAUAACAGGGUGAUACACUGCUGUGUGAAAUUUCCGAAUGGACGUUCCUUUAUAUCAUGAUGUAGAUAACGCAGCUUGAAUACAAUUCCUUAAAAUAAAUAUUUAAUAACUAGAAAAGCUUUUUUUAGUUGGGGUGGAAUUGUUUUCCGCAAAAUGAUUGGCAGGCUGUAGUGUGAGCUUUGUUGACUGAUGGUUUCUUUAAACAAAUCCAUAUUUAUGUUUAUAUCGAAUGUUGUUAUAAGCUUUCAUGCGGUUUGUGUAGGUGAUGUACGCCAGUAGGCCUUGCCGCACAAGCUGUACUGUUACACACCUAGGCGUUGUGUCGCCGUUGUAUCUUGUAUACCAGGAGAACGACGCGAUUGUGGUUAGAGCACUGAACUAUGGUUACUGUGAGCAAGAUUUAUUCCUGGCUGCACCAUCGGCACUCUGAACCUGUCGUGUGUGCCUUUAGGUCCGCUCAACAUAAAAUAUGCGUUUCAAACAUCGUGUCGAUAUCAGCAUUGGAGAGACAAAGGUGGCGGGGAAAUGCCUUUUGCUGUGGCAGCCGUAAAACAGCUGUUCGCCAGCAUCACUUUUCCCAUCAGACUAUGUAUAAAUUAUACACGUAAAAAUAUAUAUUUCUUAAAUGCUUAAGCCAAGCUAUUUACAGCUCAUUUACAGGAACCCACCAAACCGGAUCACAAGAUUAUAAUGGUUGGAGUGGGGUAGAAAACCGAUCGGCAGCCCAGGUAAGAUGGGGUUGGUGUCAUGUUAUAUUAUAGUUUGUCAAAAAUUAAUUGAAACAGAAUAGGCCGUGACUAAAAACAAUGUAACAAUCUGCUGGCUCUGACAAAAUGCAAACGACUUUGUAAGCUUGUAAACUAAAGCAAAAGCAGUCUUCGGUUAAACGCUGUAAAGGUGAAAAGCUACUGAAUAAAAUACUUAAUAUUGACUUAAA
This is a messenger RNA of Lethenteron reissneri (Far Eastern brook lamprey), 5863 nucleotides long. RefSeq names its product RFT1 homolog (gene RFT1). The record is from RefSeq and is a predicted model, not a curated record. Gene Ontology annotation, cellular component: endoplasmic reticulum membrane. Lineage: Eukaryota; Metazoa; Chordata; Hyperoartia; Petromyzontiformes; Petromyzontidae. Gene Ontology annotation, biological process: glycolipid translocation; dolichol-linked oligosaccharide biosynthetic process.